CCAAGAGGUAGCUUCCUCCUAUAUUAGCAAGAGCGAGCCUCCAUUGGCAGCAGCAGCAUCAAGCAUACCCUUUCCCUCUCCUCUCUUCGUUUGCAGUUGCAGCUUCCUCACUCACAGUCCCUCCCCUCAAGACUUGAGCCCAGAUGGUUCACGAGAUGGCUUGCUUCUCCGGCCGUGCUCCACCGGCGGCGGCUCUGUCCCCGUUCCACGACGAGCAGGACCCGGCCGUCGUUCCGGAGGAGGUGUACCACGGCCACGAAGAGGGCCUGGAGGAUGCUAGCUGCGGCCGUGGCCACGGCGCCGGCGGUGGGCAGGGGAAGCGGAGCACGAGAGGCCACUGGCGCCCCGCCGAGGACGCCAAGCUCAAGGAGCUCGUCGCGCAGCACGGGCCCCACAACUGGAACCUCAUCGCCGAGAACCUCGACGGCCGAUCAGGGAAGAGCUGCCGGCUGCGGUGGUUCAACCAGCUGGACCCGCGGAUCAACCGGCGUGCCUUCUCGGAGGCGGAGGAGGAGCGCCUCCUGGCGGCGCACCGCGCCUACGGCAACAAGUGGGCGCUCAUCGCCCGCCUCUUCCCGGGCCGCACCGACAACGCCGUCAAAAACCACUGGCACGUCCUCGCCGCGCGCAGGCACCGCGUGCAGUGCGGCGCGAUCCGGCGCCGCAAGCCCUCCUCCUCCUCCUGCACCGCCGCCACCUCCUCGUCGCACUUCGCGCCAGCCGCCGUCGCCGGCCGCCGCCGCUACGGCUCCCCUCCGCUGCCGUCCCACGCCGGCGAUGCGCACGCCCAGGAGCACGGCGUCCGCACGGAGGCGGCGGCGGCGGCGGCGGCCAGCGGCAGCGAGUCCGUGGAGUCCGCAUCCACCGGCACCACCGACCUCUCCCUCGGCUCCGCCGGCGCGGCCGCCGUCCCCUGCUUCUACCAGAGUUCGAGCGCCGGCUACGACGUGCGCCCUCGCGCCGCCGCGCUCGCGCCCGGCGCGCGCUCCGUGUUCUGCGUUCCCUCGCCAGCACGCCACCGGGCGGCGGCCUCCGACGACGGCUGCGGCAGGCUCGCCCGGCCCUUCUACGACUUCCUCGGCGUCGGUGCGACAUGAUCGGAGUGCUGGCCGGUGGCGGUGGUGUACAGGAGAAGCCAAUCUGAGAUGAGGAAUGUUUUUUACUGCCCAAAGAGCCAGAGAUGCAUAGUUACCGUCAUCAUCUGAAUUUUGGCCUAGGAUGCUGUAAGCAGAGUCCUGAAAUCCGUGGACAGAGGAAUCUUCCACCAAGUAACUUUUCUGAAAG
Molecule: messenger RNA, 1284 nt
Organism: Panicum virgatum (switchgrass)
Lineage: Eukaryota; Viridiplantae; Streptophyta; Magnoliopsida; Poales; Poaceae
Product: transcription factor CSA-like
Exons: 3
Coding region: 144-1097 (317 amino acids)
Biological process (GO): regulation of DNA-templated transcription
Cellular component (GO): nucleus
Molecular function (GO): RNA polymerase II cis-regulatory region sequence-specific DNA binding; DNA-binding transcription factor activity, RNA polymerase II-specific
Source: RefSeq, a predicted model, not a curated record